AUGACCGUAGAUUGCGAUGAGCUCAACUGGCGAGGUUACUUAACUUCCCAGAGCAUUGUCUCCAAAGAUGACGAGUCGCUCCUGGACGUGUUUGAAUCCUCCCUAUCUGGGGCCCCCCUGCCGGCACCCUGGAGUAUGUGGUGCGACAGGAAGAGCAACGCCCUGUUCUUUACCAAUACCUCCACUGGGGAGACCUCCUGGACCCAUCCCUUGAAUGCCUUGCUUGUAGAGUUGGCAUCCGUCGCACAAAGAUUUUGGGCAUUGCCGCUGGGUUGCAGGGCUGAGCACUUAGCCGCCUUGAACAGGACGUGGGAGGCCGAGGCGCGUGCAGAGAUCAUGAAGUGGAGAUCUGCUCUUGAUGAAGGCUCAAACGAGUAUUUCUACAACGUGGAGACACGUGCAACGAUGUGGGAAAGGCCAGUCGACGCAUUGCUUCCGGCAUUCUACCUCAAGAAGCAGUACUUGAAGAAUUUGAGUGAGUACUGUAGAGGUGGGGCGUCUCACUCAGGCUACAAAGAGAUCAAUCCUGGUGUAGACCAAGCUUCAGUGAAUGGCUACAAACGAUCCAGCCCAUCCCUCGCUGAAGAAAGCGGUGUUUCUGUCAGCUGGGAAACGUAUCUGACCACGAAGGAGGUUCUGAAGCUUCCUGAAGAAGAAGAUCUGCUCCGAGUGUUUCAAGGAGUCCUGAAGGGAGCUCCUUUGCCAGCACCGUGGAGUAUGUGGUGCGAUAAAGCGACGCAAAGUCUUUUCUUCACGAACCCGUCCACGCUGGAGACGUCGUGGACCCAUCCUUUGCAGGACGUGUUUCUGACUUUGGCAGAGGUUGGACGGAGAUUCUUUACGAUUCCAGUGGCCACCAGAGCUGAGCAUCUGGCAGCUUUGAACAAAACUUGGGACACCGAAGCCAGAACAGAGAUCUUAAAGUGGCAAACAGCAUACGAUGACCAGGACAGAGAGUAUUUCUUCAAUGCAGAGACUAUGGAGGUCAUGUGGGAGAAGCCUGCAGAAGCAGUACUUCCGGCUUUUUUCUUGAAGAAGCAAUUCCUCAAGAGACUAAGCUUGAGCAAGCCUAUGCUCAGGGAGCGCAGAGAUAGCACUAGCCAGGAGCCAGAUCGCAACAGUCAAUCAACCAUGGCUUCCACUACGAACUCUUCAGCGUCUUCACUCUCACGCAUGCACGACACGAGGAUGCGACGGACCCGAAGAAGUUCACGCAAGCUGUCAAAUCACGCCUUGUUUGAUGACAAUUGGGAAUACUACUUGACCACGCAGGGCAUUGUCUAUGUUCCUGGUGAGGAGAUGUUGCUCCAAACCUUCCAGAGCGUGUUGAAGAUAGCACCGCUUCCUGCACCGUGGAGGAUUUGGAACGACAGGGCCAAUGGCCGCUUCUUUUUUGUGCAAAAGUCCACGGGCAUGACUUCUUGGCAGCAUCCGCUGAACUAUGUCCUAAUGGAGCUUGCUAGCAUUGCACGGCACUACCUCAGCUUGGACGAGGAGAGUCGAGCCGAUCACCUUGCCAUGCUAGGAAGUAAAUGGGACAGCCAGGCGGAAGUCGAGAUUGCAAAGUGGAAGUCUGCGUUGGAUGAGGAAGACAUGGAGUAUUUUUUCAAUGCAGAAACUAGCGAAACAAUGUGGGAACGCCCUGAGGAUGUCGUUCUGCCAGAGCUGUUCCUCAAGCGACAGUUCUUGUCUAAGUUGUCAGUGGCUAUCGAGCCCAGGCCUUUCCAAAAGCCCGAGCCACUACAUCCACCGCAGCAUUCACAGCUACCUCAGCCACCAACGCCACCAGAGCCUCAGCGGGGGGAUCCCGUGCCGGUCCAGGUUGUGCCUAAGGUGCCGCCGGUGCCACCUGAGGCUGCAGGCAAGCCUUCAGCUUAUGCAUCCUUGCCGCCAUUGCCGGUGCCCUCUGCAGCUGGAGUUCCAGAGCUAAAGGUGCAGGUGAAGCCACCGCCUCCUGUUCGAGUGCACCACUCACCGACCCGGGUCAAAAUCAAGUCCGUUUCGCCGAAGCCAUCACGAGUCGGUGAAGCCAUCAAGGUGACAGUGGUGCGAAAGACUGCCAGGAGCGUGUCACACGGUGCACCCAAGGUCAAGGUGAUCUCACACAAUGCGCAUCCGGCCCCGACCAUCACAGUGAGGACGCUAAAGGAGCAGGCCUCUCCUCAGCGUCAGGGUGCUGAGGGUGUGCCGCCGCAGCGUGCAAAGGCGGUAGCAGCUGCAGCGUCCGCGUCGUCAGCUGUUUCUGGAACUUCGAUCGAAAAGCUGCAGGCUGCAGCGAUGGCAGCUUAUCAAGUGACUUCACCAAAUGCUUCCGCGGAGGAACACGCUUCCACUGUACAACAGGUGCUCCAUGAGGCUGCAGGACAAAUUCAAGGUCUUACAUGCAGCGGUGAGGCUUUGGAUACGUUGGCCGAGAAUGCUUAUUUCUUUGCGGAAAGUGUUCAAAAGGCGCUAGAAGGCAACAGUGAUCAGCUGAAUCACAAAGCAGCUGCAGCCCUGGCAUCCGAGGCCGCACGUGACUCCGGUCUUAGCGCUGCAUGGCAGGUGGAUGCCGCAAUCGCGGCAACUUUGGCUGGCAGAUUUGCAGGAUCUCCAGCAUCACCUUCAUGUCCGAAGUCACAGCAGCUUAGUGAGGUCAUUGAGCAAAUCGCCCAUGUGACUGGCGUCGAAGCUGAGACGCGUCAAUCAUGGCUUCAGAAGGCUGAUCAGAAGUUGGCGCCCAUGCUUGUGCACAAAGGCGUCAUAGUCCAAAAUGGAAGCCAAGAUCUUGCAGCUACCGCUGAUUCCUGGAUGAUGGGAUCAUCUCCGCAUGCGGAUAGCUCUCCACAAUCAGGAACUGAAACGGCAUCCAUGUUCGGACAGGGGAGGCUUUCUCAGACAGGAUCUUCAAAGUUUGUGGAAUUUUGCAAUUUCCGUGACGUUCGGCGAGCCAUGGCCGAAGCAGAGAAUUGCCUGGCGGCCUUCGAAGAGGAAAGGAAGCUGCAGCGCAAAGCGCUGCAGAGGAGGCGUUCACGCAACAAACUGCCAAGCGAUAUUCGUGAUGCGAUGGGCGAAGCGCAGCGCAUACUCUUCGCGUUUGAUGAGGAACGCCGGCUGCAGCUACAGCAGCUUCGGGUGGAAAGAGCCAAACCCCGCACUUUACCUUGA
Messenger RNA from Symbiodinium pilosum, 3147 nucleotides. The record is from the annotation of a GenBank genome assembly. NCBI's taxonomy places the organism in Eukaryota, Dinophyceae, Suessiales, Symbiodiniaceae.